GACCCACAGUUGUCGCUACUCAUCAGCGACAAGCAUCUGAUCAGUGUUUGGGACGGACCGGACGCUUGUUCUACUGCAUUUUCUUCUUGUACUGGAGCAAAAACAGCCAUUCUCAAUCCGACGAAUGCUAAAGAAAACUCCUAGUUUGGGAGGAUGGUGAAACAGCGUCGCGCCAGAGCACACUCCUGCUGUGCAUCUGUUGAUCCUCUUUGCUGCAGAAAAGGGUCACUAAAGACUCUCAGAGAGCCCGCCAUCUUUGCACGGGAGACCAGCUGUGACUGCCGUGCACCUCACGAGAAGCUCACCAUCGCUCAGGCUCGCAGAGGCACCCCAGUGGAUCGGCCUGUUCGAGUCUACGCAGAUGGCAUCUUUGACCUGUUCCACGCUGGACACGCUCGGGCCCUCAUGCAGGCCAAGGAUCUUUUUCCUAAUACUUACCUCAUAGUAGGAGUGUGCAGUGACGAGCUGACCCAUAAGUACAAGGGUUUCACCGUCAUGACAGAGCACGAACGCUACGAAGCUUUGAGGCACUGCCGCUACGUCGAUGAGGUUUUGAGGGAUGCACCGUGGACACUCACGCCAGAGUUUCUUGAGAAACAUAAGAUCGAUUUUGUGGCUCAUGAUGAUAUUCCGUACUCCUCAGCAGGAAGUGAGGACGUUUAUAAACACAUCAAAGAAGCAGGGAUGUUUGUGCCCACGCAACGAACGGAAGGAAUCUCAACCUCUGACAUCAUAACCAGAAUCGUCAGAGACUACGACGUCUAUGCCCGGCGCAAUCUUCAACGUGGCUACACGGCUAAGGAGCUGAAUGUCAGCUACAUCAAUGAAAAGAAGUAUCGGCUGCAGAACCAAGUCGAUCGCAUGAAGGAAAAAGUUCGAAAUGUAGAGGAAAAGAGCAAACAUUUUGUUUAUCGAGUGGAGGAGAAGAGUCACGAUCUCAUUCAAAAAUGGGAGGAAAAAUCUCGAGAAUUUAUUGGCAACUUUCUAGAACUUUUCGGACCGGAUGGGACGUGGAAACAAGUGUUUCAGGAGCGCAGUGGACGAAUGCUGUCCUACGCACUGUCUCCCAGAGAAUCCCCCUGCAAUAGUCCUCCCCGAGAACUGUCCCCCCUGCGCUCUCCCUCUCCCCCAUCACCCCCAGCCCGCUGGUACAAUGCACGUCCAUCGCCUCCUACCUCCCCUAAAGGAGCGUCUGCCUCCAUCAGCAGCAUGAGUGAAGGUGAUGAAGAUGAGAAGUAGAUGAACUCCCUUAAACACACACGAACUGAUAUUUCACUCACAGUACACUGCCUGGGGACACGUCAUUCAAAAAAGAAGGAAGAAACACACACACACACACACUGCUACAAACACUAGCUGGAAACAGCCUUCCUCAAAGACGUUGCAAAUUUGCAAUGCUGACAAUGAUCAGGGGAAAUGUAGUUCUCACCUGCAGAGCUAAGAAGCCAUCAUCGUCUCAGUUGUCAGGACAACCAGACAAACAAGAGGAAGAGGAGGAGGAUUGGGUUUAAUGUUCAGUAUUCCCUUUUAUGAGGACUAGAUUUGCUUUGGAUUGUCCAGAACUAAUAGGGACGUUAAGAGCCUGCGUAUAAUACCACUGCACUGCAUUUGUCUCCUGUUAUGUCCUUUUCUUGAUGCCAAGUUUACUUUAGAAUUAAAAAAACACUCAAUGUGAGUGAGUAGGUUAAUAGUGGUAAACACCAUAUGAUACAAAACCCUGCUACCUAGAGCAGCAAACCUUAGAAAAACAGAGGAGACCCGUUGCCUAACUAGUGCUAGUUUUGCACCAUUUUAGCAUGAAUGAUUGCCAAGAAUGUUCACAGGUGGCUUAAUUGUGUGUUGUUCUUAUGGACACAAAUUAAAAUCUACAAAGGGAAGGCUGAAAUAAAGUUACAUGCUCUGACAAAAACCCAGCUCAACAGAAAAAAAGAAAAGUUUUAAAAGUCUCCUGCGUUUUGUGUUUAAAUGGCAAAAACAAUCCAGCAUUUGAGGUUCAUGCUGCAUUUCUUAUAACUGCUUGUUUUUCCAGAAAAAUAAAAGCAAUAGUUCAGAAACUUUCAAAUGGGGGUGUUGAUGGUUUUAAUGGCAUAUGUGUUGCCCUUUGAAUGUAAGUUUGUAGAAAUGGCAAAAAACAAAAACAUACCAAAAAAUAAAAUAAAAAUAACCCAUAAGCUAAAAGUGGGUUUCUCAAGUCUUAAAACUCAAGUCUCAAAAACAAACGUUUUAUACAUUUUUUCACACAGUUUGAGUUCUAAAUAACAUUGUUUGGCAGUAAUUUUUCAGCAGGAAGUGCUUAAGACUUAGCCGGAAGUGUGUUUAGCUAAACAGGAAGUUCAGCAGUUAGCUAUUUGCACAUUCAAAUAAUCACUAAAUUGUAUAUAAAUAAUCCUGUACUGUAUAUCUGAAGCUAAUUAAGCACUACUUGAGUUAAAAUGUAAUGUUUAUAAGAUUUUUUAGACUAGGGGCGUUUUAAGAUGGUAGAAAUGCACCUUUGUCAUGGAAACAUCAGAUUAGUCAUUAGCUCAUCUAAUCAGAGCCAGACUGGGAAUGAGUUAAUUUUUCAAAAUAUGUUAAGACUGUAUGAAGCAGGUAAAAAAAAACAACUUAAAACACUUUAAUAUUAACUUCCAUGGGCUUAUUGGGGCAAAGCUUCCAAAUGAGUAAUUGUAAUCUUUAUGAUUUGAGGUCACGUUUCAAAAAACAGUAACCCUACAGCUGAGACCUCACAAACACUUCAAUCAUUUUUAAAUGAUUAAAAAAUACAUUUAAAGCCUUUUUUAGAACACCUUUCCAUAGUUUAUCAGUUUUAACCAGAUAUUUUGGAAAAUAACGUCCGCUGUUAAAAAAAAUAAAAAUACAUCUGAUGGUACUUGAAUUCUAUACAAAAAAAAAGGGAACUGAAGCUCUCUGGGUUAACUGGGUUGUAGAGGCCCAAAAGAUUAGCCCUAAACUUUUUGUUGAUAUCAAAAAUGUGCUUUUCAUUUUGUCCGUGUGUGCUCAUUAUUAAAUCAGACUUCUCCUCCACUGUAACAUACUUAACUGCAAUGUAGACACUUUAAUGUCCUGUACACACAAUAUGUUAAUCAUUAUAUGUAAAAACUUUUAAAACACACCUGUUUUUUAUUGUUUGUUGUGCAAGUGUCUGGAUAUGUUAUUACAAAUAAAAACUGUAUGUGCGUCAAA
Nothobranchius furzeri (turquoise killifish) is the source of this 3183-nucleotide messenger RNA. RefSeq names its product choline-phosphate cytidylyltransferase B. Gene Ontology annotation, molecular function: phosphatidylcholine binding; choline-phosphate cytidylyltransferase activity. The record is from RefSeq and is a predicted model, not a curated record. Gene Ontology annotation, biological process: CDP-choline pathway. Lineage: Eukaryota; Metazoa; Chordata; Actinopteri; Cyprinodontiformes; Nothobranchiidae.